AUGGCAGACGGAAGUGUCACACUUGCACGAGAUUGUGGGGCGACAUCUGCUCUAUACCCAUAUAAAACAAAAUAUGACAAAAAUGACAAAACAUCUGUAUUACCUAAGCGGGGGACAACUGCGUCCCAAAAAGUUGAUAUUUCAUCCGACGAAGACAAUGUAGCAACACAAUUUGGGUCCUCAUUGGUUUGGCAAUAUGCUACAAGGUGUAUUGAUCGAAAUUAUGCGAUAUGUAACUUAUGUUCAAAUGACAAACGUAUAUCAACAAACCAUGGAUCAACAUCGACUUUGCGUCAACAUUUAAUAUCGAAGCAUGGGAAAAAUGAAUUGAUGAUACCGAUCGACAAAAAGAAAGACAAAUCAUUACCAUUCAGCCUUGAAAAGAAACGACAAUUAGAUGAUUACCUUAUUAAAUCUGUUGCUAGUGAUGCACGUACAUUUAACGACUUCGGAAAAUCUGGCAUUAAGAAGUUUUUAGAAGCGGCGCUUCCCGGUAAGAUUAAUUGAAACUAGGGACGAUGCGAUGAAGUUUGAUCAAAGGAGGCUAAAUUCAGUUAAGCUAAACUCAUAGAAUGCAUAGGUGAACUUGCGUUAGCUAUUUUCCAAAUAUUUAUCGGAAAAGAAUUGAAAAUUAAAGCAGACAGCUGUUAAAUGAUAGACAAUUUCAGCUUUCAUAAUAUUAUAUAACUCCCUUAAAAUGUAUCUCCAUUUUUUUUGU
Molecule: messenger RNA, 718 nt
Organism: Didymodactylos carnosus
Lineage: Eukaryota; Metazoa; Rotifera; Eurotatoria; Philodinida; Philodinidae
Source: the annotation of a GenBank genome assembly